Messenger RNA from Protopterus annectens (West African lungfish), 2005 nucleotides. RefSeq names its product homeobox A10 (gene HOXA10). NCBI's taxonomy places the organism in Eukaryota, Metazoa, Chordata, Ceratodontiformes, Protopteridae. Bases 60 to 1121 code for a protein of 353 amino acids. Gene Ontology annotation, molecular function: RNA polymerase II cis-regulatory region sequence-specific DNA binding; DNA-binding transcription factor activity, RNA polymerase II-specific. The record is from RefSeq and is a predicted model, not a curated record. The transcript is spliced from 2 exons. Gene Ontology annotation, biological process: regulation of transcription by RNA polymerase II. Gene Ontology annotation, cellular component: nucleus.
AGCGUUUGCUGUUGAGUGGGGGGCAUCUCUAAUCAUAUCCAGCAUGUUUUGCACAAGAAAUGUCAGCCAGAAAGGGAUAUCUUCUCUCUUCGCCAAAUUAUUCCACAACAAUGUCAUGCUCAGACAGCCCUGCUGCAAACUCGUUUCUGGUAGAUUCCUUGAUCAGUACAGGCAGAGGAGAAGGAGGAGGGGGAAGUUAUUAUUCAAGUAACAGCCUUUACCUGCCUCAAACUUCUGAUGUGCCUUACGGGCUGCAGAAUUCGGGACUUUUACCAGUGUUAAGCAAAAGGAAUGACAACAGCUCUCCAACAAUGCUUCCUGCUUCCCAUUCCUAUAGAUCAGGGAUGGAUGUGUGGCUAGAUACGACGAGAUCCUGUCGAAUGGAUCAACCUGCCAACCAACAGAUUACCGCCUGUUCAUUUACACAAAACAUUAAAGAAGAGGAUUCAUACUGUCUCUAUGAUUCUGAGAAGUGUCCUAAAGGCUCAGCAGCUCAGAACGUGUCUUCGUUUUCAAGGAUGGCAACUGAGGCAUAUUCUUCCAUGAACAACGGCGUUCCAGUGCCAGGGUACUUCCGUUUAUCCCAGGCAUAUGCCACUUCCAAAGGUUACGGCAGUGGGCAUAUUUUCGCACCACAGUUUGCCCCACAAGCCCAAGUUUGUUUUGAUGCGCCUGCACUGAUAUCUCCAGUCCCUGCAGAAACAGAAAAGAAAGAGGAAGACUCGCCAAAUAACUCAGCGUGCUCCUCCCGGGCUGAAGAGGAAGCACAUAGGAAUUCAUCCAUGACAGAAGAUUCUUCCCCAGCACCUUCAGAAAGCAAAAGUUCUCCAGAUAAAGACAACAAAGGACAUUCAAAAGAUGAAAACGCUGGCAACUGGUUAACCGCAAAAAGUGGUCGGAAGAAACGAUGCCCAUACACCAAACACCAAACUCUGGAGCUAGAAAAGGAAUUUCUUUUUAAUAUGUAUCUGACUCGGGAGCGUCGCCUGGAGAUCAGCCGCAGUGUCCACCUAACCGACAGACAAGUCAAAAUCUGGUUCCAAAACCGACGGAUGAAACUCAAGAAAAUGAAUCGCGAGAACAGGAUCCGCGAGCUCACAGCCAACUUCAGUUUUUCCUGAUAACUUUAUGAAUAUCACAAGAGUGACGCUGCCCCUGUAUAACUGAUCCCUUUCAUUCUCUUCCCGUGUUCACUGUUUGUACAUAGUAUGUGUUUCAUACGUGUUCUCGGUUUCUGUUGGUCAUUGUACUGUUUUAUUUAAAUUUCUUAAAGUGACAUUAAAUAUGCUGUAUAUUCACAUGAAACCAGAAACGGACGCCAUUUUCGCAAUACGCGGUCGUUUUGGAAAGAAAUUAUGUGUUAUCACUGACUGGUGCUGAACUGCAGAUUGCACACAUAACUUUGGGGAUAUUAUUGCUAGAUUUUUUAAAAAUAAUGAUAAGUACCCUUCAGAACUAUAUCACACUUGAUAGUGGUAAGUGUAUGUACCUUAGUGCCCACUUGCUAUUUCGUGGACGUUCAACUGCUUGGAUGUGAUAACGGACUGCCUGAAGUACGUGGACUCAAAUGGUUCUAUUUAUACAUAAGAAAAUACCUGUCUGACUUAUCAGGCAUCUGCCUCCAGUUGUGAAAGAAAAGCAUUCUAUGGACCACAAUGGUACUUUUACAUUCAGAAGAAAUAAGGAGGCCAUGGAAUUAGAUCUCGUCAGAGGGGCAAUGUCGUCAUGUAGCUAACUAAGUUGACUAGUAUCUGAUUUUGGCAUUUUUCUGACUGUGCAUAUUUACCAAACUGUUAUGUUCUUAGAUGCCACUAGUAGGCUGUGUGGUUAUGGAUAUGUUUAAUUUUCAAAAGCAUGCCCAUAAAAAAUGACAAUGUCUUAGUUAUUGAACACAUCAUAAGUUUAUAUUAGAAAAAAAAAAAGAGUCUGAAAGCAAAUUCUGCUCUCAGGUAUAGAGACAGGCAGGCAUCUAUCUGAAAUGGUCUCUCUCUCUCUAUCUCUCUCU